Physcomitrium patens is the source of this 2467-nucleotide messenger RNA. The record is from RefSeq and is a predicted model, not a curated record. NCBI's taxonomy places the organism in Eukaryota, Viridiplantae, Streptophyta, Bryopsida, Funariales, Funariaceae.
CAACUCCCGCAACCCUGACGAAGGCAUUUUAUGACCAUCGUUUCAUUUUCCUUCGUGGCUAUGGCGAAUGAUCUGGCCAAUUUAAACUCACCUGUUCUCCUCACAUGACGAUAGCGCCGCUCACUCCUUUUUCAUUUUUUCAUUUUUUUGUUUUUCUUAACAUAAUCUUUCAAAGAUGAUUGAUUAGAAGCGACGGCGUGUCGUAUUAUUGUUGUGGAAGGACGAAGACUUCAGUGGGAUGUCGAGGGCGUGUACCAGAGUUGGAAGCUUUUGAAGUAAUGUAGUUGCUUGGAGACUUGGAGAAGUUGACGAAAACUGGACAGAAGGGAGGAUGGGAGUCAUUAUAGGAGGCAGUGCCAGCGGGCUGCUGCCUGAAGAGCGUUUUUUCGCAGUGAAUUUUCCUGGUUACCCUACUUCGCUACAGAGGGCUACGCAGGCACUUGGUGGAGAAGCGCGCAUUGCGGAGACUCGUUCGGCGGAGGCUAACUAUUUGGAGCUUAAGUUUCGACCAGAGGACCCUUGUGCACAUGCCGCUUUUGGUGAAUUAUCUCAGAGCUCUGAUCUUUUGUUGCGCAUUAGAAGGAAACGUCGUAAUAAUCUGCCUCAAAUUGACGAAGCUAGUGGCAUAAACGUGGAAGAUAAUGCAGAGGAGUUCGAAACAAGGGCAGACAUCGUUGCGAGAAUAGAGCACACAUAUAAUUUUGAUGGCAUGGCGGACUACCAGUAUGUAUUAGCGGUACAUGCGGAUGCUGCCAGAAAGCGUCAGAAACGUCAGCGUGAGAUGCAAGGGCUAGGGAAUUUGAUGGAUGUGGAACAGGAUGAACUUAUGAUGCUCGUACCGCCCCUCUUUUCUAUCAAGGACAUGCCUGAGGAGACUGUAAUGCGCCCGUCAGAUUUCGUCAGCAAAAAGUUGAAAAGGAAGAACAAAACUGAUACAGCACACAUGGAGGCAAAUUCAAUGCCUUGCUUUGCUGUGGACUUCAAGAUCCCAGAAGUUCCAGCAAUAACAAGGUGGGAGGAUGAGCUUGUCAAACAAACCUUGGAGUACAAUCUGACAGCAGCUACCGUACGACUUUUUGAGGAGCGGCCAAUUUGGGCAAAGCUCACUCUCCUUGACCGCCUGGCUGAUUUAGGGGUAGUUAUUACGGAUGCUCAUGUAAAAAGGUUGCUGUUCAGAACAGGAUAUUACUUCGGCUAUGGUCCCUUUCGAACACUAUGGAUUAGGAAUGGAUAUGACCCUCGAAAUGCUCCAGAGUCUCGUAUGUAUCAGAUGAUGGAUUUUCGAAUACCUCGCACUUUAAGAGACGGUAGUAGUGGUCCUGAGCGCUCAAGUGCUAAAGAUAGUGGACCUGCAUGGAGGGAUAUUUGCACUUUUAAAGCAGCACCUUCGAAAAAGUUCUCUUUCGUACAACUGUUUGAUCUACAAGACGAUUUUAUUCAAGAACAAAUACGAAAACCUCCAGAGAGAACCUCUUGUAGUGAGUAUACAGGAUGGUAUCGUCGAUCCACAUUGGAGAGAUUGCGACAUCAUAUUCGAGUCCGCUUCUUGGACCUCAUGCCUGCUGAGCUUGCACGAGAAAUACAAAGCCUACAACGCAUAUCUUCGAAGACUGUUACCUGGAAAGGCGAUGACGAAAUCCCUAACAAUGCUGAAGUACCUCAUCAUAACGAAGUCCCUGCGUCAGAGCCUACUAUCAUUGUAACAGAGCAUGCAGGAGUUGGUAUACAAACGCUUUCUGAACUUAAUUUCACGCCUUUACCUUCUGAAGACCCUUAUCAGGAGGAACCGGUAGCUGAGAUUGAAAGUGAGGCCGAUCUUCCCACAGUUGAAGCUGAAGAAGAUUUAGAGGCAGAGGAUGCUGCAGCUGCUGCUGCUGCUGCAGAGUUACAAGUAGAGGAGGAAGAGGAGGAAGAGUCCGAUGAAGAAGAGGAUGAAGAGGAAGAAGAAGAGGAAGACGAUGAUGACAUUGAAAUGCCUCCAGAGCCUCAGGAUGGAGUCUUAGGGGACGAUAGAUCAGAUAAAAUGCCCGAUGGUUUUCUUCAAGAGCUUCUUAAGAAAUUUCCAUUUGGCCAAGGCUAUGGAGAAGUAGAAGGCCAUGGUGGAGCUGAUGAUGAUGCUGAGUAUGCCAUUUAUGAGGUAGCAGAUGAGGAGGACGAUGACGAUGAGAACUAGUAUCGCAAACUAUUGUCAUUGCAUCAAGAUGUCCUCUUAUCUGCAAUUAGUUUACAAUCAUAAGGGUUCUUUUUAACUACCUAGUUAGUUCUUUUUAUUAUAUCCCAAUUAGUAUGUGAAUGGUUUGUGGCACUUUGGCAUCAUUAUUGGUUCUUUUUCAAGUGAUGGCACCAGACUUAGUACAGGUGAAUCAUCUCGGAGAAAUCAGGUGAUUGCCGAAGCCAACAGGCUAAACUUGUAUUACUCCUUGGAAAUGGUACCGCUUCUGAAUCGUACAGAACUACAAUUUGUGCA